Messenger RNA from Labeo rohita (rohu), 2163 nucleotides. Its product is annotated as zinc transporter ZIP11. Gene Ontology annotation, cellular component: membrane. NCBI's taxonomy places the organism in Eukaryota, Metazoa, Chordata, Actinopteri, Cypriniformes, Cyprinidae. Gene Ontology annotation, biological process: zinc ion transmembrane transport. Gene Ontology annotation, molecular function: zinc ion transmembrane transporter activity. The coding region runs from base 16 to 1143 and encodes 375 amino acids. The transcript has 10 exons. The record is from RefSeq and is a predicted model, not a curated record.
CAGUUGCGUGUGUGAAUGAACCAAUGGGAGCUCGAGAGAGGCGGGACUUCGGCAGUAACACAGACAUGUGUACACAGGGAAGCAGGAAGUGAAGCUGUUCAGUCGGUGUCUGUAAACAGCACCAUGAUUGCAGGUGUCAGUCCUGUAGUUCAGGCCCUGCUGGGGACCCUGUUCACCUGGGGCCUCACCGCAGCUGGCGCCGCUCUGGUCUUCAUCUUCUCCAGCAGACAGAAGCGUAUCUUGGAUGGCAGUCUGGGAUUUGCCGCAGGGGUCAUGCUGGCGGCGUCCUAUUGGUCUCUCCUGGCUCCUGCUAUCGAAAUGGCAGAGGAGUCUGGGAAAUAUGGCGACUUUGCCUUCUUCCCUGUCGCUGUGGGUUUUACACUCGGGGCUCUGUUCGUUUACAUCGCAGACCUGAUGAUGCCUGUUCUGGGUGUCGGAACGGACCCUCACAUGGCUCUGGCGUCUGAUACCAAACUGGCCAAAGAGAAGAAGAAGAGCUCGAUGGUCGGCCUGUCAGAGGAGGAGGAGGAGCUGUCCAUCAGGAUAGGUAGAGCAGGAGUUCACUCAGAUAAAAUUGAGAAUGGAGAGGUGUAUCAGAGACGCAGGGGUCCCAACACUGGAAACACAGAGGAGCAUGAAGUGAGUCCUAAAGCACAGGAAGUGAGCGGUCAAACAGGAAGCAGCUGGAGGCGAAUCGUUCUGCUGAUCCUGGCCAUCACCAUACACAACAUUCCCGAGGGUUUGGCUGUUGGCGUGGGCUUCGGAGCGAUCGGAAAAACUCCCUCAGCUACGUUUGAAAGCGCCAGAAAUCUGGCUAUAGGCAUUGGCAUUCAGAACUUUCCAGAAGGCCUUGCCGUGAGUCUCCCAUUGCGGGGUUCUGGGGUGUCCACAUGGCGAUCCUUUUGGUACGGGCAGCUGAGCGGGAUGGUGGAGCCUCUGGCGGGGUUGCUAGGGGCGGUUGCCGUGGUGCUGGCGGAGCCGUUGCUACCGUACGCCCUGGCCUUCGCCGCAGGAGCCAUGGUGUAUGUGGUGGUCGACGACAUCAUUCCUGAAGCACAAGUCAGCGGGAACGGGAAACUGGCCUCAUGGACGUCCAUUCUGGGCUUCGUCGUGAUGAUGUCACUGGAUGUGGGGCUCGGCUGAGCCGUUUCAUUGGACGAAUCGAAUCUCAGCUGACUGCACUGAAAAAAAGUGACCAAAGCAGCCUUUUUCUCGGUGUAUAUGUUUAUUAAUCAAUGGAAUAUUUUUCUACUUAAUGUAUUUUAUGUGAUUUUUUUUUUUUUUUGUUAUUUUAUUUGGAAUCCCGUUUCUGCCACUGAAUAAAAAAUAGUUUAUAUCACAAUUCUGACUUUUUUCUAAGAAAUGUUUGAUGUAAACUCAAAAUUCUGAGAAAUAAAGUCAGAACUGUAAGAUAUAAACUCGCAAUUGUGUGGAAAACAUUAAAUUCUGAGAUAUUAACUCAUAAUUCUGAGAAAUAUAGUAGCAAUUGUCCUCAUUAUUGGACUUUAUAACUUGCAGUUGUGAGUUUUUAUUUCAUAAUUUUGUGAAAUGAAGUCCGAAUUGCAAGACAAAAGUCCGAAUUGAGAGAUAAAAACUCGCAUUUACCUUUUUUAUUUUUUAUUCAGUGGUGGAAAGUUUUAUGAUUGACUCACGGACCAAGUUUAUUUAGACAGGGUGGAAAGAUUGAUUUUAAAAUACUUGAAAAAUUAUUCAAACUUGAAUGCGUGACUUAAGGGAUUGUUUAGGUGAGUGUGUGUUUGUGUGUUGGUGAGUGUUUUCCAUCAUUAAUUUAAAGACCACAUGUUCUCAAUAUUGUUGUGCGCUCAUUUGAAUGAAAAGCAAUGGUGACUAAAUAAAUCAGCUGUUUUUGAGCUAGUCUUUCCAGUCAGCUGUUCACUUUCAGGUUAUGAAAUGAAGUUGUCUUUUUACGGACAAUGUUUUUUUUCUUUUGAAUUGCUGAUGAUUACAGAUUUUAUGCAACAAGACUAUGAAUAGUAAGGUCAAAUGUAAGGUGAAAAUUCACAUGUAAAUGAUGUAAAAUGACUACACUGUACAACCUGUUUGUGUUCAUUUGUUCUGCACUGUGUGUGAAAGACGUUGAACUUUUUAAUUUCAUUUGCAUAAAUAAGGAGAAAUAAGUAAUAAACUGAUUUUCUAACUGCU